AUGUUGUUAAGGCUGAUAGUCCUACGAAAUAGACUACAAAUAAUCAGAAAUAUGUCUACAGAGGUGAAUUCUAUAUCAAAAGGAUCCGGAAAACCAGCAGGUGCCGGUGGAACCACACAAUCGAGUAGAAAGUCGAAGAAACAAGAAUCCCAAUUUCUUUUAAAAACGCCAAAGGGAACGAAAGAUUGGGCCGAUAAAGAUAUGCUUUUGAGGGAAGCGAUAUUUGGUAAAUUGAAAUCUUUAUUCGGAAGACAUGGAGGAGUUACUAUUGAUACUCCCGUAUUUGAGUUGAGGGAGAUUUUGACUGGAAAAUAUGGCGAAGACUCUAAAUUGAUUUAUAACUUAGAAGACCAGGGUGGUGAAUUGACAUCCUUGAGAUAUGACUUGACAGUCCCAUUUGCUAGGUUUGUCGCAUGUAAUAGUAUCAGUAGCAUUAAGAGGUAUCACAUUGCUAAAGUUUAUAGAAGAGAUCAACCUGCGAUGACCAAAGGCAGAAUGAGAGAAUUUUACCAGUGUGACUUUGAUAUUGCUGGAUCAUACGAUACAAUGAUCCCAGAUUCAGAGAUCUUGACUAUUUUGUGUGAGGGUUUGACAAGUUUAGGGAUCAAUGAUUUCAAGGUAAAGGUCAAUCACAGAAAAAUUUUGGAUGGUAUAUUUCAGGCCUGUGGUGUUAAAGACGAAGACGUCAGAAAAAUCUCCUCAGCAGUCGACAAGCUUGACAAAUCCCCAUGGGAAGCAGUUAAGAAGGAAAUGGUUGUCGAGAAGGGCCAACCUGAAGAAGUUGCAGACAGAAUAGGUCAAUUUGUAAAACUCCGUGGUACUAUUCGUGAGACAAUAAAACAUAUCAAUGAGAGCGAUUUAUUGUCCGCAAAUGAAUCAGUUCAACAAGGUGUCCAAGAAAUGUCUAUUUUGGCUGAUUAUGUCGAAGCUUUUGAUAUUAGUAAAUUUAUAUCCUUCGACUUAUCUCUAGCUAGAGGCUUGGACUAUUACACUGGCCUUAUUUACGAGGCCGUAACAUCUGCUUCUGCUCCUCCUGAGAAUGCAAGUGAAUUAAAAAGCAAGGCUCAGAAGGAGAUGAAGGCAGAAGAAGAUGCUUCCGAAUAUGUUGGAGUUGGAUCAAUUGCCGCCGGUGGCCGUUACGACAACUUAGUGGGAAUGUUUUCGAAUGGAAAAUCAAUCCCUUGUGUUGGAAUAUCAUUUGGCGUUGAAAGAAUUUUCUCUCUUAUCAAAGCUCGAGCUGCGAAGGAGCUUGAUAAAAUCAGUUCAUCUGAGACUGACGUUUAUGUUAUGGCAUUUGGUGGUGGCCAGGGAUGGGAUGGCUUCUUGAAAGAAAGAAUGUCGAUCGCUAAUAUGUUAUGGGAAUCAAAUAUCAAUGCAGAAUUCUUGUAUAAGACAAAGCCUAAUAUUCGAAAGCAGUUUGAUGCUGCAGAGAAGGCAGGUGCUAGCAUUGGUGUCAUUCUCGGGAAGGAAGAAUUUCCUAGUGGACAGAUUAGAAUUAAACUUUUGAGUCAAGGUGCAGAGAGUAAUGAUGGAGAACUUGUAAAUAUAGAGGACCUAGUCGAAGAGGUGAGCUCGAAACUUGCAAAGUUCAAAGAAAAUGGAGAUGAUAUUACCCGUUUGAUUAAAGGAUUGUCCCUAAGUUCAUAA
This is a messenger RNA of Priceomyces carsonii, 1647 nucleotides long. It is a transcript of the gene HTS1, whose product is annotated as histidine--tRNA ligase. The transcript has a single exon. Gene Ontology annotation, cellular component: cytoplasm; cytosol; mitochondrion. Gene Ontology annotation, biological process: histidyl-tRNA aminoacylation; mitochondrial translation. The coding region runs from base 1 to 1647 and encodes 548 amino acids. Gene Ontology annotation, molecular function: RNA binding; ATP binding; histidine-tRNA ligase activity. The record is from RefSeq and is a predicted model, not a curated record. NCBI's taxonomy places the organism in Eukaryota, Fungi, Ascomycota, Pichiomycetes, Serinales, Debaryomycetaceae.